Messenger RNA from Coccidioides immitis RS, 225 nucleotides. RefSeq lists its product as uncharacterized. The transcript has a single exon. Bases 1 to 225 code for a protein of 74 amino acids. The record is from RefSeq and is a predicted model, not a curated record. Lineage: Eukaryota; Fungi; Ascomycota; Eurotiomycetes; Onygenales; Onygenaceae.
AUGGCCAUUCCAUUUACUGAACAACAGGAAAAGAAAGAUAAAGUUAAAGUUAAUUCACCAGAACUCUUCAAGAAUGAACAAGGAAAAUUACAAGCUUUCUUGAGUCAACUACACAUCUAUAUGAAUAUGAAAGACAAAGAACUCAACAGCAACAGGAACAAGAUAAUGAUGACAGUAUUAUAUCUUUAUAAAGCAGCAUUCAAUUGGUUUAAUGUCUAUCUGUGA